Molecule: messenger RNA, 3836 nt
Organism: Misgurnus anguillicaudatus (oriental weatherfish)
Lineage: Eukaryota; Metazoa; Chordata; Actinopteri; Cypriniformes; Cobitidae
Source: RefSeq, a predicted model, not a curated record
CUAAUUUUUAGCACCGCUUGUGGGACUCUGUGUACACUGUGGAGGUAAGCAUUUGGCUCUGUUGUUUGAUACAGGAUUAUGUUACGUUAACAACUAGCACCUUGUGUUAUUUGUAGCCAACUGUGAAGCAACCGUUAUGUGCGUCUAUGGUUACUAACAUAACCCGAAAGUUACCUCCGUUUUUGGAACCGAAAGCAGAGGUUAUCCGCUUGCUUACUCAUAAACUUACAAGGUUUUAAGAUGUUGAUGAGAGAUGAGAUGUGCUGUAAAUCAGUAGGAACUGAUCUGUCCAUGCUGGAUAUUGAUGAUUUCAUCACAGAAAUCUCUCAGCUGAAGAAAGAGGUGGCGUUACUGGAGACAAAGCUGAGGUUAAGAGGAGAUGAAGGACUGAAGAGAGAGGAUCUCAGUCUGUCUUUACUCUGUUAUACUGAGUCAAAGUCCACAGACGCUCAGGACACAACAGUGUGUGACAGUAAUGAGGGCUUACAGGAGGAUCAAACCUCCACAGAGUCUCUGGAUUCUGUCUGUAACGCUGGAGAACAGCAGCAGAUCCUGCAGACCAAACUCAAAAUGUGUUCAGUCAAACUCAUUGACUUCAGGAACCUCAUGAUGAAGAUCAAAACUGAACCCAAAGAAAUAAAAACUGAACCUACAGAAACAAAAACUGAACCCACGGAAAUAAUAACUGAACCUACAGAAACAAAAACUGAACCCACGGAAAUAAUAACUGAACCCACAAAAGAGGAACAUCAUGAUGAUGAAAAUGAGGGCUGUGGUGAUGAUUUUAUUCCUUCAGAUGAGAGGAAUGAGUCAUGUUCUGAAGGAGAAAUAACGUCUUCAACAUCAAAAGAAAGACACUUAGAGAGAAAACACACAGAACAGAAACUCUUCACCUGCAGGACAUCUGAGAUCAACUUUACUACCUUACAAGAGGAGAAACUUCAUUCAGAAGAUCACAGAGAGAAGAAGAAGUUUGACUGUCAGCAAUGUGGGAAGAAUUUUGACUUCUUAUCUCAGCUACAAGUUCACAUGAAGACACACAGUGGUGAAAAGUCUUUCCACUGCAGUGAAUGUGGCAAACAUUUCAGCAGCAAACAAAUUCUUGAUGCUCAUCAGAGAAUUCACACUGGAGAAAAACCAUACGAGGGUCCUCACCAUAAGAAGAUCUGUACAAAGUCAAGUCACUUAAAAGCCCAUAAGAGAGUUAAAACUGGAGGGAAACUUUAUCACUGUAGUUUUUGCGGAAAGAGUUUCAGUCGACAUGAUAGGUUAGUGUCACACCAGAAAACUCAUACAGGUGAAAGCCCUUACAAAUGCUCUCAGUGUGAGAAGACGUUUACUCGUUUACGUUCCUUACAAGCCCAUAAGAGAGUUCAUACUGGAGAGAAACCUCAUCACUGUAGUGUUUGUGGAAAGAGUUUUAAACAUCAUAACCGUUUAGUUAUACACCAGAGAACUCAUACAGGUGAAAAACCUUACAAAUGCUCUCAGUGUGACAAGAGGUUUAAUCAGACAGGCAGCUUACAAGCCCAUGAGAGACUUCACAAGGGAGAGAAACCUUAUCUCUGUAAUGUUUGUGGGAAGAAUUUUACACAACAAUGCAGUUUAGUGGCACACCAGAGAAUUCAUACAGGUGAAAAACCUUACAAAUGCUCUCGGUGUGGGAAGAUGUUUGCUUUAUUAUGUACUUUAAAAACCCACGAGAGAGUUCACACUGGAGAGAAACCUUAUGUCUGCUUGAUCUGUGGUAAGACCUUCUUAAGUUUCCCUUCUUUCAGCUAUCAUCACAGACUUCACACUGGAGAAAGACCUUACAAAUGCUCUCAUUGUGAGAAGACGUUUACUCAGUCAGGCAACUUAAAAGCCCAUGAAAGAAUUCAUACUGGAGAGAAAUAUUAUCACUGUAGUGUUUGUGAGAUGGGUUUCAGUCGACAUGAUAGUUUAGUGUCACACCGGAGAACUCAUAGAGGUGAAAAAUCUUACAAAUGCUCUCAGUGUGAGAAGACGUUUACGGUUUUACGUUCCUUACAAGCCCAUGAGAGAAUUCAUACUCUCUUGCAUGAUCUGUGGUAAGAGUUUCACUGAUCCCUUCCAAGCUUAGAAUUUCUUCUCUUUACUUACAUUGAACGGGUAAGUCCAAGGACGCUUACAUGUCGUUCCGCCAUAGACCCCUUCAAGGUUUGUAAACAUUGAAUGAUUAUCGGGUGCGCGCGCAGAACGGGGUCGAACUGUUCAUACCAUUUAGGCUUUAUAAUUUAAUCUAACAGUGCUGAAAAAUGAUGACUUACCUCAAAUGAAGUGAGCACUACAAACACAAGUCUCUUUGAUCUUUGCAUUGUCCCAGUCUGCACGUUAAUUGCUUGCAGACGCAGAUGUUGUAUUUUUUUGUUUUUGAGAUUCUGCAUGAAUCGCGAAAACUUAACGGAAGACCUCGUGCGAUUUUCACAGCCCACGACGUAAGUAGGCAUUUUUGACGAUACCGAAUAAUACGCAACUCAAUCAGCUGUAAUGACUUUUCUGACCCCGACAUGCGCAGUGGGAACAGCCUGUGACGUGAACCGUGAAGGGGUCUAUACUGAUAAACUAUAAUAGCAGAGAUGGAUCAAAAGCACUAGCCUUCCAAAGCUUUUGAAUCAGCUGGAAUGCAACACGCAUUUGGAAAAGUGAGGCGCUAGAGAGCACUAUUCGUUUAAAUGCAAAAUACAAUUUCACCACUAGAUUGGUGUAAAUCCUACUUAUUGUCCCUUUACGUGGGUGUAUCAUCUGCAUUUGGUUCAUUUUUAUGGUCUGAGAACAUCAGAGGGGUUAAGUUUGGUGCAUCAUCUGCCUUUAUCAGUUCACAUGGCCUGACAAACCACUUAAUUUUAACUACAGGGUUAAGUAUUGGGAUAUCAACUGCGUUUAAUAAUUUGUUCUGAAGACUCUUAAAGAGCACAUCUUGUCCAAUUAACGUUUUUACAUUUCCUUGGGCGUGUAAGUGUGUAUUAGUACAUGUUAACGAUAUAUAAAAGGUACAGGUAAAGUUUGUUGUUUUUGUGGAUGCAGUAAUUUAUUAAAAAGGUCCACAGUUUUUGGGAUAACACAGUUUUAACUCACAGCAUAAAGAUUUCUAUGGUAGACUAUGGAUAUAUUCAUAAUGUUGUGUGAAAUGCAAAUUAUCCAACCUUUUAUGUACAACGUGUUAUAACCAAGUAAUCCCUAAGAAUGAUAAAAAAUCUGUAUUCUUUUAUAUUCCUUUACUGUUUUAUACUAUAAUCGCCGAGUUGGAAAUAUAUGCAUGACAACUCUUAAAUUGCAUGUUUUAAAGCAACACUAUGUAGUUUUUUUACCUUUAAAUAAUGUCUCUAAAAUUAUUUCAGUGAUAGAACAACUUUUAACUGGACAAAUUGUACUGUUGCUGCAACCUGUGCAGCCUCCUAGCUGCUACAAGCACACUCUGAAAGUGGCGGUGAAGGGUAGGAAACACAGCCCCACCCCUCCCCCUGCCUGCAGAAGAGUGUCUGAUACCAGGCACUGUUGCGCUUUUCAAUCACAUGGGGGAGCUGUGAGUGAUUUUUACAUGAAAACUACAUAGUGUUGCUUUAAGAGAAGAAAAGACACUUGUGAUUUUAGAUUGUUUAACUUUGAUUGAUGCAUGUAUUAGAUAAAAGAAAUACAUUACACUCUGACGCAUGAUUUUCAGACCGGUCUUCGACAAAGAAAGCGCAGAAGUGCUCGGAGAAGAAGAACAAAGAAACGUUGUCAUAUAUAUAAGAUGUUAGGGGCAUUCCCCAAAAAAUGUAAGAUCAAAGGAUCAGAGGAGUGCCAUGAGGCCUUGAACAUGAUCCUGAUUUGAC